Messenger RNA from Parnassius apollo (apollo), 468 nucleotides. The record is from the annotation of a GenBank genome assembly. NCBI's taxonomy places the organism in Eukaryota, Metazoa, Arthropoda, Insecta, Lepidoptera, Papilionidae.
AUGUGUUCCAGUUUCACAUGCGACGAGUGCGGCAAGAAGUUCGUGAACAAGACUCGACUGCGCGACCACAUAGACUGGGAGCACCUCAAGAAGAUCAAGUUUCGGUGUCAGCUCUGCAACAAGCCCUUCAAAUGUCACACGUCCCUGUACGUACACAUGCAGAACGUGCACCGGAAUAAGGAGAAGAAAGACAACCUUUGCCACGUCUGCGGGAAGUCGUAUCAGAACGCGGCCAAGCUGAAGUACCACAUAGUGGCGAUGCACACCACCGAGACUCCGUACCAGUGCGAGCGAUGUAGUGCCGCGUUCGGCUGGUACUCCAGUCUUUACCGUCACGUGCGAGAAGUGCACUACAAGAUGAAAGUACAACCGAAGAAGACGAGGAAAGCGAAAAAGAUGCAGAACGACCUGAUGCCGUCACUGCUUCCUGCGCAGAACCUCCUCCCGCAUCAUCCUGGACCCGCCUGA